This is a messenger RNA of Prorocentrum cordatum, 894 nucleotides long. Lineage: Eukaryota; Dinophyceae; Prorocentrales; Prorocentraceae. The record is from the annotation of a GenBank genome assembly.
AUGGUGUCCACCGUCCAGGAAUCUGGCCCGAAGGUUGACAGCAAAGCUCGAGCAGAGGAGGUGUCCACCGCCGAGGAGACUGUUCCCGUUGGAACCGUUGUAAAGCUCACAAAGAGAGGACAGGUUCUUUUCUGCGUGAUACAGAUGACUGCAGGGAGCGGACAGGCGUCAUCCACAGAGCAGCUCCUAAUAGAGGCUAGUUCGUUUGAAAGUGUUGGCGCAUAUGCCGCUGCCCGUGCCACAGCGCAGAUUGGCACAGUGGUGGAGGCAGUCGGAACUCGGUGCCUUUCUCGGUCAGGAGUGCCGUCUAUUAUGGUCAGUGCUCUCAGAGCUCUUCCACAAGACGAUCCAUCAGCUGAUGGUGUUGCGGAUGCAUCUGAAGAGCCAGUUGUCCUGUAUGACAGCGGUGCGUAUUUGGCAACUUCCAAGUCGCCUGGCAUGCCUAUGUCUGUUCUCUCGGAUAAGGUUGGUGGUCUUAUCCCAGUGUGUUGUCUUGAUCAAGACGCCUCUGGAGUUGUUGUCUUCGCAAGGUCUGAGGAGGCUGCAUCUUUGUUGUGGGCUCAGAUGGGCGACAGCAACUAUGUGUCGAAUGAGUAUGUAGCCCUCGUUCGAGGAGAGCCGCAACGGGAAUUUUGGUCUGUGAACGCCUCCCUUACGGAGGUGUGCGAGGACAAGGCGCAGAAUCGUGGCGUCAACAAGUUUCCAGAUGCUCAAGUGAAGCGUUCUGCGAUGACGUCCUUCUGGUUAGUAAAGGUGUUGCCGACGUCGCGGGUCUCUUUGAUUCGUUGCCGCAUUGAUGUUCUUGGUGGUAUGCAUCAGAUUAGACGCCAUUUGCAAUCCUCUGGGCACAAUGUCAUCGGCGCGGUGGCGGACUUUAUGGCGAUGGCCAGCUGA